GGUCUAGCUCUCCUGGAAUCCCAUGACCCCAUAACCAUACUCUUCUCAUCCCUUCUUACAUAAUGAUUUUAUGCAUAUCUAUCACCUUCUUCAUCAAUUUUUCUUCCACUUCAACUUUCCACUACCACAAAUCUUUAUGUUAGUUUUGCUUUCUGCUACAAACCCAUCUCCAUAUCUCUCUCCCCUAGCUUGCAAGUUCACCCAAUAGUUAUAAAUCUCUCAUGUUUGUCCAAUAUAACACAGUCUAGCAAUAGAGCUAGAUUCUGGCAGUCAAAAUUAGAAGUAAAAAAUUCAUAUAUAUAUAUAUAUAGAUAUCCAUCUUCGGUCAUAUAUAUAUAUAUAUAUAUGGAGAAUAUGGGAGACUGGGAGCAAAAGAAUCUUGUGAAUGAGCUUACACAAGGGAGGGAGCUAGCGAGGCAGCUCCAAAUCCAUUUGAACGUGCCAUCAUCUUCGUACGAAACCCGAGAAUUCUUGGUCCAGAAGAUCCUAGUUUCGUACGAGAAGGCGCUUUCGAUGAUCCAUGGAAGCAUCAGCUCAGCUGGAGAGAUCACACAGCCCACUGCUGCAGGUACUAGUACUCUUGCCAUCCGAAAGUCUGAAUCCCCACCUUCUCUAAAUGGAAGUCCUCGAAGCGAUCAGGAUUCAGACCACGACCAGGACUUCAACAGAGAUGCCUCGAGGAAAAGGAAAUCUUUACCCCGGUGGACACAGCAAGUGAGAGUUAGUCCCGGGAUGGGACUUGAAGGGCCUCUAGACGAUGGCUUUAGCUGGAGGAAAUAUGGGCAGAAGGACAUUCUUGGUGCUAAAUAUCCUAGGGGUUACUACAGAUGCACUCAUCGGAACGUUCAACAUUGUUUUGCGACAAAGCAAGUUCAACGUUCCGACAAGGAUCCAACAAUCUUCGAAAUAACGUACAGAGGAAAGCAUACUUGUACACAAUCCUCCCGUAUAGUCCCUCCAUCGUCAUCAUCACAACAACAACAACAACAUGAUCAAACACAAGAACCAAACAACAGCAGCGGCAGCAGCAUGGAACCGCAUCAGCAGCAACAAAACUACCAAACAGUCACAGCUGAACAGAACCAAAAACAAACACAUGAUGUGCUUUCCAACUUCAGGGCAGGUCUCAGGGUAAUUACCGAGGACUUGGAAAAGAUCAAUCGGGAUCAUGAUCCCCAAUCAUUUUCUUCCUUCCACUUUCCCUUGAAAACUGAAAUCGGUGAUGGGUAUUUCUCUUCCAUAAUGGAGACCAGUUUCGUUGGAGGCUUUUCAUCAUCACCUUCGUUCAUAUCACCAGCUACUUCUGGUACAAACUUUUUCUCUGUGUCUUCUCAAGGUGGGAUCAAUAAUCAUGACCAGUUUGGAGGCAAUAAUCAAGAUUUGCAGACUGGUUUUGAGUCUGAUGAGAAAAUCUCUGUUCCUAUUACUUCUGCUACCAAUUCUCCAACUGUUGGUACGGAUCCAUUCCCAUUCGACCCAAACUUUGCCUUUGACAAUGCUGGCCAUGGAUUUUUCUCCUGAUUCCAACAAAUCAUUUGGGAGUGAAAAUUCAUUUUUAUUGGCCAAAAUUUUCUAGCAAUUUUGAAAUUUUAGCACAAGUAGGUUCAUAUAUGGGCAUGGAAUAGUCAGUUUUUUUUUUUUUUUUUUUUUUCCUUUUCUUCUUCCCUUUUUUUUUUAAAAAAUAAAAAAAUAAAAAAAUAAUUUGGUCAAUGUAGUUUUUUGCAGUCUUUUGUGAUAUGUAAUUUUCACCAAAGAAAGGUCUUUGAUAUGUAAUUUUCUUACUUUCUAUUAGACGAAUAAACCCGAUUACUUGACUUA
This is a messenger RNA of Ziziphus jujuba (common jujube), 1818 nucleotides long. Its product is annotated as probable WRKY transcription factor 53. Bases 346 to 1521 code for a protein of 391 amino acids. The transcript is spliced from 3 exons. Gene Ontology annotation, molecular function: transcription cis-regulatory region binding; DNA-binding transcription factor activity. Gene Ontology annotation, cellular component: nucleus. Gene Ontology annotation, biological process: regulation of DNA-templated transcription. Lineage: Eukaryota; Viridiplantae; Streptophyta; Magnoliopsida; Rosales; Rhamnaceae. The record is from RefSeq and is a predicted model, not a curated record.